AUGCCCUCUACCACAUUCGACAAAUUUUGGCGGACAGAUCUCACUCGCGAAUGCUUCCUAUCGUCUGUCCGAAAGGAUGAUCUACGGUCACUACGACUCGCCUGCAAGGUUCUUGCAGACGAUGUUGCCCCAGCUCUCUUCAAAAACCUGGAGAUCCGCUUCAGUGCCAACACCUUCUCGCGCAGGGCGCGUAGGUGUGCAUUGUCUCGGAUUGGCCCGCAUGUUCGACAUCUGUCCUUCACCAUGCCUCACAGUACUGAAACCUUCCUACCUCCACUACUCAUCCCGGGCACUCUGGACGAAGUCACAUUUCUAUACGAACCGAGAGUCGAUAACUCAAGGCCGCACUCUUCCUCCAGCUCAUCAUCUUCAUCAUCGACAUCCAAAUAUGGUUCCUGGGAAAUGAAUGACCUCUUGGUCAGGCAAUAUCCACCCCUGUUCCACGCCGCUACGAAUGUGGAUGCGUUUUCCCAAGCAAUCAGUGCUAUGCCUGGAUUACGGCAUCUUCAUGUCUCUUGUCCAGGUCAGCUUGCAGGUCAACGAUACCGCAAAGAUGUGGUUGACUACGCACUGAUCUCACUAAGGUUGGCGAUUGAAGCUGCCAACCCCAGUCAGCUCGAAACGCUCACGCUGGCGCCAAUUCAUCCUUCGGCGAUAUUCUACCUUCGUCCCCAGCUCAGCAUAGGGUCGUUACCAUCGUCGGCACGAGUAUGGAGGCGCAUCAAGUCUCUCAACAUCGAAAUGGAUAGUUUCCGGUAUGGUCGAGACCAGCCCUCAGACCACCUGAAGAUCCUCCACAGUUACCUCCAGACAUUGCAGAGUCUUGAGAACUUCACGUUUCAGUGGCUCGGUGAAAAGGGUCCGUGUCCGCUCUCGCUUCACACGGAGCCAUGCACAUCGCGCCCGACCUCCCUUGAUUGUUCACAAGCUUGCCCGGACUCCAGCACAAAAUCACCUUGCAGACCUCUGAAGUUUCGGCGCCUACGGGCCAUGCAUCUCAGCAAUGCUACUUUCGAUGCCGACCAGGCGUCUGCCUUUAUCAUGUCUCACCGGAAGGUGCUGCAUGAAUUCCAGUUUGAUCGAUGCCACCUGAGGUCAGGGACCUGGGAUGACGCUUUGGCUCCAUUGACUCGCAUCGGUAAAGACGGCUGGAAACAGAAACAGGAAGAAGUCAUGGAUGUGCCGAUAAUGCUUAGCCCAGCGGACGAGAAGAGUGAACUGGAAUGUGUUCAAGAAAACUUGUGGGACGACGUUUUCCGCAAGAGCAAGGGCAUCCAGGCUCUUCGAAAGAUGAGUCUGAAAACGAAAGAACUGGUCCCAGAACAAGUGAGACGGCUGCUAAGAAAUGCAAGAGUUGCGUGGACUUGA
Molecule: messenger RNA, 1368 nt
Organism: Cladophialophora yegresii CBS 114405
Lineage: Eukaryota; Fungi; Ascomycota; Eurotiomycetes; Chaetothyriales; Herpotrichiellaceae
Exons: 1
Coding region: 1-1368 (455 amino acids)
Source: RefSeq, a predicted model, not a curated record